Pelagomonas calceolata is the source of this 1951-nucleotide messenger RNA. Lineage: Eukaryota; Pelagophyceae; Pelagomonadales; Pelagomonadaceae. The record is from the annotation of a GenBank genome assembly.
AUGAUGGGCAUCGACGACUUCGCGACGACGGUGAACCUCGCCGACGCGCUGAGCGGCUGCGCCGAGCCGAGCCCGCAGUGCGCCUUCCCCCAGCACUCAUGUGAGGAGCUCGACGCCUUCCUGGGCCGCGCCGACGACGCCGGUCUAUUGACCAUGGAGGCGAUCCUGAAGGGGCCGUUGGGCCUGCGCAUGUUCUCGCGGUGGGCCUCGACGUUUGUUCAGGGCGGCGGCGCGGUGCGGGCGGCGGCGCACUUCUUAGUUGAUGUCGCUCUCCUCAAAACGAAGAACGACGCGGCGCUUUAUGAGUCCAUCAUGGGUACCUACUUCGGCAACGACGCGCGUGUUGAACGGGACCUGCCCUGCGAUCUGAGGAGGGCGCCGCGGCCUUCUACGGCGGACGCGACGCUGUACAAGACGCACGUGCAGGAUGCCGCCUUAUUGGGCCUCGAAGGGCGCUUGGCGCGGCCGUCGAAGGCGCCGUCCUUCCGGCGGGAGACGUCGAUUAUUUCGCGGUACCGGCGCGGCGUCUCGACAGUACAACACUCAUUUGCGUCCCGCGUCGAUGGCGUCGCGCGUCGUCGCGCGUGCCGCGUCGAUGGCGUCUCGGGCCGCGCUUCGAGACGCUCCCACCGCACGCCGUCGACGCGACGCGGCAAACAUAAAACCACGCAGGGACAAGCUGCCCCUCGUCCACGGCGCCUCGUUGAUCGCCAAGGACGCGCCGUUCCAAGACCAAUUCAACAUAAUCGAGGACCUCAUGCUCGCGUUCUGCGAGAAAGUAGCUUUACCCUGCUUUUUGUGUAGAGACGCGAACCCGGACCUCUACGCCUACCUAGGGUACCUCAAGACCCAGGUCGAAGCCAAACCUUGUGAAGAGGACUUUGAGACCAUCCGAGUCAUGGGCAAGGGCGGCUUUGGUUUGGUGAAGGGCUGCAAGACGCUGCGGACGGGCAAGAUGUACGCCCUCAAGGAGAUGGACCUGAAGCACGUCACGAAGAAGAAGGCUAAAGUUUUGUGUGACGCCGAGCAUGCGUGUCUGACGCAUCCUGUGGUUGCGGACUCGCCGUUCAUCGUGUCGUUGAUUUACGCCUUUCAAAGUUCGUCAGCGUUGUGUCUGGUGCUGGAUCUGAUGACUGGUGGGGAUUUAUCAUUUCAUCUAGACAGAGCACCUUCCAGAAGAUUCCCGGAGGAAGCGGCGCGGUACUACGCGGCACGGACGUUGCUCGGCCUCGAGGCAUUACAUGACGCGGGGUUUGUCUAUCGCGACCUGAAGCCCGAGAACAUUCUGGUCGAUGGCGACGGUCGUUGUCGUUUGUCGGACCUGGGCUUGGCGGCUUUGAUACCUCAAAAGGGUGUAGCUGGUACUCCGGGAUACCUCGCGCCCGAGAUGCUCCAGGGUCACAAGUACGGGACGGAGGUCGACUGGUGGUCCUUCGGGUGCCUGCUCUAUGAGCUUGUAAGUGGGACGUCGCCCUUUCGCACGGCGGAAGCGCGGAAGACGUACGAGGGCGACGCGGUCGCGUCGGCCAAUCAAGCGACGCUCGAGAUGAGUGUGGAGUACCCUCCCUACUUUUCUGGUGAGUUGAAGGACUUACUAUCAAAGUUGCUGCAGAAAGAUCCCGAGCAACGACUCUGUAAGAACGUCGCGGCGCACGCGUUCUUCUCCUCACUCAACUGGUCGGUCCUACGCAACGACCCGGACCCCGACACGAUCGAGGGCUCACAAGAAGCGCCGCCCUUCGCCCCGGGCAACUCGCUGAAUGUGGAAGAUCCUGAUGAAAUUGGGACGUUCCCCGAUUUACCGGAUAUUGUGGUGGAUCCAGGCAUGUUCCCGGAGGCGUCCUGGUUGUACGUCAGCGAAACGAAGUACCAGGAGGAGGUUGUGUGGUUAUUGCAGUACCAGGAGAAGGCGGCGCCCAAGAAGUCCUCUUCGUUCUGCACCAUUGCCUAG